This is a messenger RNA of Colletotrichum aenigma, 1650 nucleotides long. RefSeq names its product FAD-dependent monooxygenase yanF (gene yanF-2). The record is from RefSeq and is a predicted model, not a curated record. NCBI's taxonomy places the organism in Eukaryota, Fungi, Ascomycota, Sordariomycetes, Glomerellales, Glomerellaceae. Gene Ontology annotation, molecular function: oxidoreductase activity; FAD binding. The transcript is spliced from 4 exons. Bases 1 to 1650 code for a protein of 549 amino acids.
AUGCUUCCCCCCAGACUCUUGCUGGCUGCAGCGUGUAUGCUUGGCAACUCCCUCCCUGCAUUUGCGCAGACGACCGACGUCGAUAGCAACGUCAUUGAGCCUGCCGAUUUCAACUUGUCCAAUGCCUUGUUGGAGCACGGGGUCGCGGUCUCGGAUAUUCCUAGCUUGUCAACCCUCGGAAAACCAUCACAGCCCGAAUGCUCCGUUGCUUGCGACACGCUAAAAUUUCUCUACGGAGACGGCGCUGUCGAGACCAGAAAUGAGGCAGCAUACAAUAGUUUCGUCGGGUCAUACUGGUCGGCGAACCAGGCUGCGGUCAGGCCUUGGUGCGUCUUCAAACCGUCCCAGGCGGCGCAGGUCUCUGUGUUUGUGCUCCUGUCUCGUUUGACCCACUGCCCCUUCGCGGCCAAGAGCGGUGGGCAUGCUGCCAUGGCUGGUGCUUCCAGUGCUCAGGAUGGCAUCACCGUUUCGUUUAUGAACAUGACGGGUAUCAAGCUGUCUGACGACAAGAAGAUUGCUUCAAUCGAGCCUGGGAAUAUUUGGGGCGACGUCUACAGGGAGCUCACCAAGUCCGAUGUGACCGUUAUCGGAGGUCGGUUGUACAAUAUUGGCGUAGGAGGGCUGACGACCGGAGGUGGAAUUUCCUAUUUUUCCAAUGAGCACGGCUGGGCUUGUGACAAUGUGGAAAGCUACGAUCUUGUCGUUGCGACUGGCGCCGUGAUCCGAGUCUCGGCGACGACUUAUCCGGAUCUCUUCUGGGCCCUCCGUGGUGGCGGCAACAACUUCGGCCUGGUCGUCAACUUCAACCUCAAGACGACCACCCUCCCAGGUGGCAAGAUGUGGGGAGGCAGAAGGACGUACACAGAGAACAACUUUGACAAGGUUGCUGAGGCAUUCCACAACAUUGUCGUCAAUUCUGAACAAGACAACAAAGCCGGCUUGUGGCACGUCUGGAUGUAUGCUUUUGAGACCAAAAUGACGGUUCCGACGCUUUACUACAGCGAGCCCAACGGCAGUCACGCUGCCAUUUUCGACGAGUUCAACAAGAUUCCAGCCUACGACGAUGCUACACAGGAUCACAUCCUAGCGGAAUUUGCCGCUCAGGGGAUGUAUGAUACGCCCCCAGGCCUGCACGAAGUCUACUAUGUCAUCAGCACAAAGGCGGACUUGAGCCUUCAAAACUGGGCCAAAGAUCUCUACUUCAAGGAGGUCAUGGCCGUCGCGAAUAUAUCUGGCAUCGUGCCCGCUCUCACGAUGCAAGGUAUCACGAUUCCGCAGCUCAUGAAAAUGCGAAACAACGGCGGAAAUGCGUUGGGUUUGAACGUCGACGAUGGGCCACUCUACAUCAUCCAGAUGGCUGUCAUGUGGGCCGACGAAAAAGACAGCGAGGCCGUCUACCGUUUUGCGUCCAACCUCCUUGAGAAAAUCUCCGACGAGGCAAAGCAGCGAGGGUUGUACAAUGACUUUGUGUACAUGAACUACGCCAGCCAGUAUCAGGAUGUGGUCAGCAGCUACGGGAAGGACAACAAAGACAGGUUGAAGAGCAUCUCUGCGAAGUACGAUCCCAACGGUGUCUUUCAAAAACUGCAGCCGGGGUAUUUCAAACUUGAUCGUGCGCCAAUUACUGGCACCAAAUACUUUUCGUUCUAG